GGCGAGGCGGGCGCUGCCGGCCGUGCGGCGGCGCGGGCGCGCGCGCGGAGCGGAGAGGCCCCCCGCCCCCCGGGCAGCGCGGGGCCCCGCGCCCCCCCCUCCCCCGGCGGCCCGGCCUGCCCCGCCCCGCCCCGCCCCGCCUCUCCCGGGCAGCGGCGCCCGGGGGGGCCGGACGCCUCGCCGGGGAGCGCUCGAGACCCUGUGACACAUCUUCAUCCCUGUGACACAAACCUCUAUUCCUGUCAGACCCAGGAGGAAACUGCAGCACAGAGAGAUUAAAACCAAGACUGAGAAAACCCAGCAGCUUCAAGCUAGUGCCUGACAUGAUGCUCUACAUCCCAGAGCAUUAGCCACUGCAACUCCUAUCAGGGAUCAGUUUGGAAGUGUUGACAUAAGAGAGAAACAAACAUAUUCUCCUUAUUCCCAGAGCCAGCAAGCCUGGCAUGAGGCGGUCCUGGCAGUGUGAGGAGUUCUCGCUUGGUGCAGUCAGUGGAAUUAUGCCAGCUCGCAGCAGCUGAGGAUCUGGUUCCUCUCCUGUUCCUUCUGUUACGUUUGUGCCUGGACUCUGCAGACACCUGCCAGCAAUAGGUAGCUGUCCCUAGCCCUAGAGCAGCCGUCAGAGACAUGGAGCAUGCCCAGCCUGCAGAUCAAACGUCUAGCACAAGGAUGACAACUGGGAAAGGAUGGUGGGAGGAAAGAUCAUCCCCCAUGAGCUCUACCAAUGUAAGCCGUGGGCCAUACUUGCUGUUGGCCUCCCAGCUGACCACAGGGUUAGCCUGGACCAGAAGGGGCUUGGGAACAGAAAUACUCUCAUCUGGCCUUGGAACUAGUUGUCUAAACCAUGUCAGAAACCUUCACGGCCAGGAACACUUUUAGAGCUAGGUCUCUGGGCUUGAGCAUCCCUCAGCAUGGAUGGGGUCCUGAUAGUAUGAACAAGAGCCCCUGUCUCCACUUGAUCAGAUCUUCUUCUGGCUAAUUUUGACCUACCCCUACUUAUUUCAGCAGAGCGAUGCUCAGCAGCGCAGUGUCUGGUUGCUACAGAACAGGUCUUACCCGAAGGCUUAUGAUCAGCUUGAAUAUCUAAGUUCAGGUGGUUCUCCAAAACUGACAAUAGAUUCAGGUGGAGGCCUAACCAUUAUGUUUCCAAAAUUCAGGAGCUGUUUGAGAUCCAGAGUCAUACUUUGCAAAGCCCUUGGGUCUGCUUCACUGCUUAGACUCUGGGUUUUUUUCCACUUUUUGUUUGCUUGGUGAUGACUUUUUUUUAAUAUGAAUUAUUGUCAUGGAGAGUUUCCCUGAAUAGAACAGAUCAAUGAUUCUCUGUGUGUGGCUGCUCUGUCUACGCAACACUUGCUCAUCAGUUCCCUUCCCUUUCCCUGCUGGGCAGUAGCUGCUGCUGCUGUUGUGGCACUGAGUAGACCAGAUCCAGUGGCACAGAGGGUAGAAGUAUGCAGAUGCACUCUGAUUUCAGAUUUCCCAUGUUUGUGCCUGAUUGUCCGAUACCCCUGAGCUCCACUGUGGUCAAUAAUGGCUGGGGAAGUCCAGGUGCUGUGUAGUCUGAACCAGGUGUAUGUGGUUUUGCAGUCAGUGGAGGAUACUUUCCCGCUCAGCCUGCAAUGAACCCAUGCCCCAGCAUGUUGUUAGCUGGGAUCAGACCAAAAGUACUGUUUUCACAUUUCCUUGGAAACUUGUGAGAGUUUGACUUCUCCUCCCACAGUCUCCUCGGCAUCUCAAAAUCUCCCAGCAGCUCCUGCUUCACAGAGCUGUUUAUAGGGAACUGAGAGACACAUCCUGCAUGUGUGGUGAGAGAUUUACAUGCUCGGGGAGAUGCAGGACAAGUGCUUUGCGAGCCAAGAUGGCUAGUCAAGCUGCUGGCUGAUCACAGGGAGGCCUGGUGCUGUUUGCCUGAUGCAAUUUCUCUGCUCCAAUUGUUAGAGACAGAUGUUAAUCACACUGCUUAAUGCAGUUAUGGACAGCAGUAGGGCAUCAAAGUAAUGGGAACUGCGCAAUAACCUUGCCUAGAAUAGAACAGAAGGAGCAGAACAGUGGCUCAUUUCUCUUUGCAGGCAUGUCUUUCUGUUCAGAGCCCAUUAACCCCUGUGUCCCAGCUGCUGGAGAUGUAACAUCAACUAAACUACAGAGAAAUUUUCAGAGGACUGCUAUGAUAGUUCUUGGGGUUUACACUGCUCUACUCCAGAGGUAGCUGCAUUUUCAGUGAAGCAAUUCCUGGACUAAUGUUAUUACAGUAAUUUUAUAAACAAAGUUCUGCAAGUACUUCUGAAAGGAUCAUCCCAGGGUAUUUUGCAAUGCCUGAUCAUUUGUACAAUAGAAGCAUGAAACAUUCAGAGCCUUUCAUGUUUUCAGCAUGAAUAGAUCUGUCGAAUUUCACAAGGCCAAUCUGAAAUAGGACCCAUUUUAAAAUUAAUAUUGAUAAUUAGCAGUGCAUGACUAAGACUGAGUGGGAGCCCUGAUGGGAGACUUGAGAAAUACUCACUUUCUAUAGUAGCAGAUGGGGGACCAGUGCAACCCACUACUUUUAAGGAAGCUGCCUUACCAGAGUGCACGGGCUGAGGAACACCAAUGCAGUGGAUAGUGCAGUGACUUACCGGCCACCAGUGACUACCACAGCAAGGAAGUUGUACUGGGUUCAGUAAAAAGCAUCCUGAGGUAUGUAUGCCUCAGAGCCGAGUGCCAUUUUGUGGGAUCUGUUUCUACUGAUAAACGUAAAGGGAUUUUUAUACUUUUCCCUGAAUUUAAAGCAAGAGAGAAAAGAGAAGCAGGAAGAUGCUGUUCCUCCCUAGGUAGGAGACCAUGUGGCUCCCCUGGGGCAGACCAAAUUGAGAGGAGUUCUGAGACUGGCCCCAGGUAGAUCUGCCAAGUGCCUGCGAGGAGGCUGAAGCAGUGAGGGGAGGGCGUAUCACUAACUUCAGGUGAAUCAGGCAGGGCUUUUGGGGGCUCUCGGUACCCCUGAAAAAUCAUUUGUUUUUAUUUUGAAUGGGCUUCUGUGAGCUGCUCUCAAAAAUUGUACUAGUGAAUCAGUGAGCUUUGGGAAAGUUGGUGCCCAUCUCUAAGAGCUUUGCACUGUGCAUCUAUUCUCAUUCUCUUCUAGGUAGAAACCAGUGUGGUUGUCAUGAAGAAAACCCAUCAACGAUGGUGCUACAGGAUAGCUCUCGUGUGAGGGUCCUUGCUGUGAGGGGCACCUUUCCACUGCUGUAGCUGGAACCAAAGUCUUGAGUGGGUAGAGACAACCGCUUGGUAAAAACUAUCAGGCAGCUAUCAGGAUGAGUAACAGCUCGCCCUCUAUACGUGACUUGUAUCACAGCACUACUGCCACAGCCAAGCCAGACCCAGGGACAACAGUGGAUGUGACUGUACCAGAAACAGCUACCAUAAGCCCUGAAACUACCAGUUUCAACAGCACCAAAAUCCCAGAUGUGGUCAGCAGUGGACCUGGCAUGAGCACGAUGCUGCUGUCCUUUGGAAUCAUUACUGUGAUUGGGUUGGCUGUAGCAAUGGUUCUGUAUAUCAGAAAGAGGAAGAGGUUAGAGAAGCUGCGCCACCAGCUCAUGCCCAUGUACAACUUUGAUCCCACCGAGGAACAGGAUGAACUGGAGCAGGAGCUGCUGGAACAUGGGCGAGAUGCAGCAUCUUCCCAGGCAUCCCAGAACAAGAUUCUGCUGACGAGUCAAGGAGCUCUCCAGAGACCCAGUCGCCUUGUGUUCACAGACGUUGCCAAUGCCAUCAAUGCAUGAACAAUACCUGCCCCUGCUCUGGGAUCGUGCUGAGAUUGGGGAGGAUGGAGCCAACAAGUCAGUGACUUCUCGCAAGCAUGACUGAUCCGCUGAGCCCAGCUGGUCACACAGUUGGUUUGUGUUACAGAUGGGCACGAGCACUGGGAACUGUCGUCGCUUUGGAAAGCAAACCUUUUGUGAUGGCAGUAGCAAUAUUUGGUGUGUCCAUUACUACUAAAAGGUCCUGGGCUGCCAUGCCCGUUUCUGGGCUGGCGCUGACUGACACCAUCUACCCAGCUGUGUGCUUAGGAACAGUGCUCGCUUCGUUGUAGAUUAGCUGGUUUAGAGCACAUGACUGCCCUGUCUGGGUCAGGGAAGGAGAGGUGCAUCUUUCAAAGAGCUUCCCCGUUGGCUUUGUGCCACCAGGCCCCAGAGAGAGCCCUGAAUGAGCAUCUCUGUACGGUGACAACAGCCUUGGCAUACCCCAGAGGGCUGACUGCUGGCAAAGCCGCUCUGAGCUGGGAUAGCUGCCCCCACGAGCUGAGUGGUAACCUGGGGCACAGGCUGUUGCUCCCCCAGGGAAAACACAUACCUGGAGGCUAAUCCCCCUUGCGGCAUGCAGCCUGCUGAUAAACGUGUGCCCCAGGCGAUGUUGCAGCAUGGGCAAUUCACUAGCUUUAAAAAGUGAAAUGGAAAACAUUUGACUGAUUACAUAUUAACUGAGCAAGUAGCUGAAUAUCCCCAAUUAGGGCUGUGGCAUGGACACGGGAGAACUCACACAGCUUCUAGAGGCAGGGUCUGUCAUGUCCAGCUACAUGACUGCCUGCAGCUAAGCUAGGAAUGAGGGUGUUUGGGCAUGUGAUGCCACAGAGAGGAGACAAGUAGAACUGGGGCUCUCAUACCAUGUAUCCUCUCCUGCUUUGGCUCAGGGAAGUUUCUACCAUGCAGGCUAUUGUACAGAGAGAAGAUUAAGGCUUGAAAACUUUUCUUUUUUUAAAUGAGGAAAAAUGUAUAUUGGCUCAACAUUGCAGCAACCCUGUGUCUGCCCAGAGGUGGCUCAAUAGCUCGUUCUCACUUCCUUACCUGCCAGGACCUGCAGUCAGAAUCUUUUCUUCUUCCUGCUGAAGAAAACACAGAGCUUUGCGUUAGCCUCCAUUCAUGCUACCUGCUGGUGGGUCGAGUUCAUGUUACCUGAAGGUGGGUCUGGGCAGGUAAGACAGCAGUUCCCCUGUAACCCUGGAGCACCCCUCGUCCUCUUUGUGUGUCCUUCAGGACUGUGGGAGGGAAAGAGCAUGAUGGGGUCUCUGGCCGUCUUGGGGAGCUGCAGUGCUGUGCUGGAGCUGUCCUUGGCAGAGCCUUCCUGUGGCUGCCAGCCCUGACUACUGCUGGCCAGCUUGGUGGCUGGCAGUAGGGUCCAGGCUUUGCACUUUCAGUGCAAACACAGAGUGUGGCAUAAAGGACAGACUGGAGGGUUUCCUCCAUCCCCUCUACCCACCAUGUCUGCCAGUACAGCCAUGGCAUCAGGCAGGUGCCCCAUCCUCCCUGCCCCAUUCCUCAGUCAGGAAACUACAGAGGCAAUUGAAAAAGGUAUGUGUUUCUGUUCAUCCUGUUUGAUUAUCAAGACCUGCGGAGGGAGGGGGUCAUUUGGGGUAACCUGCUGCCAGAGAUUGUCUCUCACUCCUAGACGGGCAGUGUCCUUAGAUCCCUGGAGGUGAAUGCACAAAUCAAGCUGUCUCACUGCUGUGCUAGUGGUGCAGUGCGUGCGGAGCCUGCAUGCAAGCGUCAGUGCCCCAGCCAUGCACUGAUCACCUCCUGAUUUUCCUGCAGCACAUACAUGUGUCAGUCAGAUCAUGUUCCAUCCACAGCACCAGUUCAAAGGGAAUUAGGGCCAGCCAAAAUUUGAAUGCAGAUCUGAAGGUGGGCUUCAUGCAAGGAGGUUUUUCACUGAGUGGCAAUUGAGGCAUCAUGUCUUUUCCCCUUUUCACAGCUGCACACAAUUUCCUGGGCAUAAGUCUCUGACCCCUGCAGCAAACAGUUCCUUAGCAACCCUACCUUCUUCACUGGCACAGCUUUCCUCAUGGCAGUUUUGCAGGACUGAGCUGGUUAAUAAUUUUUCAAAAUCCAUCUCCCUUUCUAAACCUGGAGGGUUCUGGGUGUGCAGUAGGGUUAGAAAUGUGACCCCCUGUGGAAAGUGGCCCGUCCACUGCCCGGAGGCACCCCCAGGCUGCUGGUAUUUGCAUUGCAGGGAGAAUGUUGAAGGAGGGUGGGUGUGUGUGCAAGCAGUCAGUGUAAUCUGGCUUAGGUGCGUAGAAGUUGGAGGACACUAUCCGUGGGUCUUCCCAGAGGUUAUCCCUGUGUGACCAGCUGAGCAGCAUUUCUCCUAGAACUCUUAGGGUUGGAACUUUGUUUUUUUUCCUCUAAAUUCUCUGUAAAAGGUAACUGUAGGCUGGGGUAUUUCCUCAAACCAACAGCAUACUUCAUGCUCUUUACCCAACUCCGUGUGCUGCACGGGCAGCUGCCAAGCAGUGCGUCUGCCAGCUCUGGUGCAAAGACAUGCACCUUGUUCCACGUUAAUGUUGAGAUAUAUCUUGUAUAACGAACACACCUACAGAGAAAUUCCUUUAACCAUUCUUCCUGUAAUGGUAGGAUUUGUCCUGUGAUGACUGCCCUUAGAUUAAUGAAGUACAGAUAAUGAGACUAAGAGAAUAUUACAGGUAUAUGCUGGGCUUGUCCUGGAGUGUUCUUUUAGUGUGAUAGCGCCUCCUUUCACAAUUCUUGGAAGUAUGCAUACAACUUAGCAGAAGCAUUAUGAUGUAAUUUAAUUCAAGUGUUUCUGUGUUUUAAGCAUUGAAAUAUAAUUAAAGUAUUUACAUUAAAUCUA
Messenger RNA from Dromaius novaehollandiae (emu), 6609 nucleotides. It is a transcript of the gene C12H3orf18, whose product is annotated as chromosome 12 C3orf18 homolog. NCBI's taxonomy places the organism in Eukaryota, Metazoa, Chordata, Aves, Casuariiformes, Dromaiidae. The record is from RefSeq and is a predicted model, not a curated record. The transcript has 5 exons. The coding region runs from base 3279 to 3749 and encodes 156 amino acids.